This is a messenger RNA of Loa loa (African eye worm), 2998 nucleotides long. Its product is annotated as Cnot4-prov protein. The transcript is spliced from 15 exons. NCBI's taxonomy places the organism in Eukaryota, Metazoa, Nematoda, Chromadorea, Rhabditida, Onchocercidae. Gene Ontology annotation, molecular function: ubiquitin-protein transferase activity; RNA binding. Gene Ontology annotation, biological process: protein ubiquitination. The record is from RefSeq and is a predicted model, not a curated record. Gene Ontology annotation, cellular component: CCR4-NOT complex. The coding region runs from base 46 to 2310 and encodes 754 amino acids.
UUGUAGUUUUUCAAAGUGCAUUAUUACCAAACAAGGUGGAAAGCGAUGUCUAGUGAUGAGCAAUCCGAUAAAGAGUGUCCUUUGUGCAUGGAAGCACUCGAAAUCGAUGAUAUCAAUUUUUACCCGUGCAAAUGUGAAUAUCAGAUAUGUAGAUUUUGUUGGCACCGAUUGCGAACUGAUGAGAAUGGAUUAUGUCCGGCAUGUAGACAACCGUAUCCGGAAGAUCCUGUCAACUUCAAACCUCUGACUGCUUCAGAUGUUCAGAAGAUGAAAACAGAAAAGCGUCAAAAACAGCAACUGCAAAAGAUCAAGAUAUGUGAGUCUAGGAAACAUCUAUCUUCAUACAGAGUGCUACAAAAGAAUCUCGUGUAUGUAGUGGGCUUAUCGGCCAGAGUUGCAGAUCCGGAAACUUUGAAGAAACCCGAGUAUUUUGGAAAAUAUGGCCGCAUACUGAAGGUUGCUGUGGGAUCUUCACCAUCACUGAGCGGUCCACAGUCGGCAUCAUGCACAGCUUAUGUAACUUACGCGAGAUAUGAAGAUGCACUUAGAGCUAUACAGGCUGUUAAUAAUGCACAGUUAGAUGGACGUAUUGUAAAGGCAUCACUUGGGACGACAAAAUAUUGUACAAAUUUUCUUCGCAGUCAGCCGUGUUAUAAACCGGAAUGUAUGUAUUUGCAUGACGUGGCGGAUACAGAAGUGAGUUUUACGAAAGAUGAUAUGCAUCUUGGGCGACAUGCAGAAUACGAAAAACGACUGAUUGAAUCAACUCUCAGGGAGAAAAGUCAACGUGGAAGGACUUCGUUUAUGAUAAAUACGGAUGGAAAAACAUCAAAUGAAAGCGCUGAGCGUGGACUGCACUUUCGCUCAGUGCGGAUAGAGAAUAGUCAGGAUAAAGGAAAAUCCUCACAAGGUAGAUCACCGUCGAAUGAUAUGAAGAUAGCUGCAAACCAAGUGAAUGGAGAAGUAUCAAAAAAUCAGCCGUGUUCUGUGAUAAAUAAUAAGCGAAUUAGUGAGAAUAAAGGUUCAGAUAAAGAGAACGAAGCCCGGUCUCAGCUAGAAAAAACUUCGGGAAUAACAAAUGAUGCGCCAUUGUCUGCAAUGCUUGAGCAGCAAGCGGUGAUUCCCGUCACAAAAGUUAAUGAGGGAAUUGGUUCAAGAUCUCGGUUGUCAGAAUGGAUUUCAUCUAGUCAAAGUGUCAUGCCGCGUACUGCUACCACAUGCGCUUCGAUAGAGAAAAUGUUCUUAAACACUAAGGAGAAAGCAGAUGUGAGCAGUGCGAAAGCGCUAUUGAAUAACAACAGUUCACAGUCGACAAAUGAUAUUCCACCAUGUGAUUGGCAACGUGCACUAGGAAUCUGUGGAAAAGUUGAUAAUUUGACAGCAAAGAAUGCGAUCACUGAUUUCUCGACAGCAUUGUCUAGUUCACAAACUAGAAUGUUGCCGAAAAGCACACGGCUCAGUGUAUAUAGUGAUGAUGAUUUAGGCUUUGAUCCUAUUUCGGAGUCUGCGAAAGGUUUAGCAGAUUUGUUGGAGGAAGAGAAAACGAUUUUGCCGCAAUGCUCAACACAGAAUGCUGGUGGGAUGACAUCUGUAUCAUCGUCACUGAUGUCACUGGGUCUGCAGUGUGGUUGGCCUUCAAUGGGUAUUUCGAAUGGUGCUUCUCCGAUGUUGGUGAGAAAUGCACUUGGAACAGAUGUUGAUUUAACAACAACGGCAACGAACAAUUACGCCAAUGUCGAUUGUUUUUCACAGCCACUAAAAUUUUCUUCGCAAACCGCUCAGACAUUCAACCAACAACUGUCGUCGGUAUUUCACACUAGUCAGUACUCGUCACAUCCGUAUUUUCCACCUUCAAAACCUCAGAUGGCUCGAGUCGGUAAUUUCGUGAAUCCACCCAGUAAUUUGGUCUUCAAUCCAGCACAGCCACAACGAUGCCCUUCCUUCAGCAGUAACACACAGUUUCACUCAAACGUUUCUCUGGCUGCAGCAAACCAAAUUGAUGGUACCAAGCUUCACGAAUGGCAGGAAGGUUUCCGGGCGCUGUUACCGAAUGUAAAUGUUCGUUUUGUAUCGGAUCUUAGUACUGCAGGUUAUCCCCCUAGUCGGACAUCACCUAUGGAAAUGCAACGCACCACCAAUCAAUUUUCGUCAACCUUAAAUUAUGAUCAAACGAUGCCGAUGUCGGCGCAACUCCUGAAUCCAAUGGCAUCACCCGCCCCGCCACCAGUACCAACUAUAAAUUCCUACCCUCAUUCAUCACAACAGUGGAUGAUGCCUCCACCCGGUUUUUCGUACGUUUCCAAGCGAUGAAAUAAAGUGAAUCUAGUUGUAUUCUAGCUGUCGCUUAUGAUUUGUAUCCCUGUGGAGAAAUUUCUUUUUCUAUUCUUUCCUCUGAUUACUUGAUUGUUUUCCGUAUCAAAUUCUAUGAAUUUUUUGUGCUUCAUCAAGAUUUUGAAAGUGUCAUGUGCAGCACCUACUAAAUUUCAAAGUGCUCUUUGAAACAAAUGAGGCUCUAAAUUGCUCUUUUUCGAUUGGGAGUGUAGUGCAUAAUGUACAUCUUUUUAUCCUAAAAAGUUUGGAGCUCUGUGUUAUCUGUCUCGUUACUAAAAUUGUGGCCAUCCACUAGUUUUUCUUGCCACUGUUUAAAUAUUACUAUUUGUAUGGUAGUAUGUUGGUUCACCAACGGAAAUUUCCUUAUUUUUCAGAGGACUCGUGAUUUCCUGUACUGUGAUAAAGUUCCUGUUGUGCAAAAUAUAAAAGAAAUCAAAUUUAGUGUGCUCAAGUGCUUGUAAUUUGUCCGCCUCCUCAGAGCAAGCAUCGUUUUAUUCUUACUGGCAGUGCUGUAAUGUAUAACAUUAUUCUUCCAGCUCCUGUCUCGCUUGGAUGAUGUAGUGAGCAGGCUACAUUAUUCCUGAACAAUCUGUAUUCCAGAGUGUUUUAUUGUUAGUAAAGUCUUCAACAUUCACUGUUGUUUUUCUUUCUCCGCAUCGUAAUUUUU